AAACCUGCGUGUGGCUCCGCCGCAGCCCUGCCCGCUGCCCCCCCGGCCCUGGGGAGGGCGGAAGGAACCGUGGCCGCGGCUCCUCCUCCUCCUCCUCUGGCGGCGACCGGCGGUGCGGAGGGGCGGCGGCUGCCCGGGACCCGCGAUCUUUGUGAUGAGUUACCCUGGCUAUCCCCCAGCGGGUGGAUACCCACCAGCAGCCUCAGGUAGCAGUCCCUGGGGUGGUGCUGCCUAUCCACCUUCAAAUCCGCCUCCAAUCGGUCUAGACAACGUGGCUGGCUAUGCCAGUCAGUUCAAUCCCAACUACAUGGCUGGAAUGGCAUCCAACCUGGCAGGGACCUUUGGAGGGACAACUGCACCACAAGGAGUAUUUCCUUCAACACCUGGGGGUUAUCCUCCAGUCCCUCCAGGUGGCUUUGGGCAACCUCCAGCAGGACAACAGCCCUCCUAUGGAGGGUAUCCUCCACCCGGAGGAAAUCCACCAUCAGGGAUGCCUGCUUACCCAGGAUACCCAGGCGGCCCUGUGCCAGGCCAGCCCACACCACCACCUGGUCAGCAGCCUAUGGGCUAUCCAGGACAACCACCAGCAACUUACCCAGGGCAGCAACCCAUGCCAAAUUAUCCACCAGGCCCGGCUGUGAAUCCCUCCAUGCCCUCUUACCCAGGAACUACAGGGCCUACGGUCUCUCCUGUAACACAUGGGAAGCGGGGCACAAUCACUGAUGCACCAGGAUUUGACCCUCUGAAGGAUGCUGAAGUCUUAAGGAAGGCCAUGAAGGGAUUCGGAACUGAUGAGCAGGCGAUUAUUGAUUGUCUUGGAAGUCGUUCAAACAAGCAACGGCAGCAGAUCAUCCUGUCCUUCAAAACAGCUUAUGGAAAGGAUUUGAUCAAGGAUCUCAAGUCUGAGCUAUCAGGUAACUUUGAGAGGACAAUCUUAGCAAUGAUGAAGACACCUGUCAUGUUUGAUGCUUAUGAAAUCAAGGAAGCUAUAAAGGGUGUUGGCACAGAUGAAAAUUGUCUCAUUGAAAUCUUAGCUUCUCGCAGUAAUGAGCAUAUUCGAGAACUCAACCAUGUCUAUAAAGCAGAAUUUAAGAAAACUCUGGAGGAUGCAAUAAAAAGUGACACAUCUGGACACUUUCAGAGGCUUUUAAUUUCACUUUCUCAGGGAAACAGAGAUGAAAGUACAACUGUUGACAUGUCUCUUGUCCAAAAAGAUGUGCAGGAGCUCUAUGCAGCUGGAGAGAACCGUCUGGGAACCGAUGAAUCCAAGUUCAAUGCCAUUCUCUGCGCAAGAAGCAGGGCCCACCUCAGAGCAGUCUUCAGCGAGUACCAGAGGAUGUGUAACCGGGACAUUGAACAAAGCAUAUGCCGUGAAAUGUCUGGAGACCUGGAAAAAGGCAUGCUGGCAGUAGCUUUCUGGAUUGUACAACUGGUAACUUACAAUAACAUCUUCAAACAUCUUAAAGUAAAAGUGCAUUGUUUUAAGUGAAUGCAGUGGCAAAGAAACAUGCAUUUCAUUUGUCAUUUCUUUUUGAAUUGUAUUAUAUGUAUCAUUGACAGCUCUGUGUGGUGAACUGCUCUCUCUCAUUUACAUUUUCCUAUUUGGGGAAAUUACCUUUUCUUCUAUAGAAUGUGUGUUGCUGUGAAACAUGUAUUUAGAUUUACCCCUCUUGUUCUGUAUUGAUUCUGCGUGAUUGCUUUUGAUACCUUUUUGUGCUAUAAAAGAUAACUCAGGUGUAGUUUGUUUUACCAGAGAUUGCAUGAUUGUGUACUGGUAGCCAUCGUAGGAUCAAUGUAUAGAUUUUAAUUCUGAUGAGUGAUGGAUUAUCCUGAUUAACAUGACAGUAAUUUGAUUUAGAUUUGGCUCUUUCAGAUUUCUAAUGAACUGUACUAAUUAAAUAUCAAAUCCAGUCAUUACUAAAUAAGCACGUCAAGAAUUUUUCAGGAGUCUCGGUGAACCCUGUGGCUGAAAAAAUAAAGUGUAACUCACUUCAGUAGGGGUGAGAUUUCUGUCACAGGUGGCUUCUCAGCCUGUGUAAGAGCAGGACUUGAAUUUGUUGUUCCUGCAGAUGCAUGACCUAAAAAUUGCUAAAUAGGGAAAACCCAGGAACACCGCUAUGUGUUCCUUCAAGCCUUCUUCCUCCUCCCCAUCCACUUUUGUUCCCUUCUUUUUCCUUCAUAAGCAAGAAUCUGGCCAUUAGACUGUAAAAAUUCAUGAUGGCUGCGUCAUGUUAUAUGGUUUCUAAUGACUGAAAACUUUGCUCCAAGCUGUGAAGCAUACAAGAAGGUUCUCUAAUUUUAUGGCAGCUACUGUUUGGAUUAAAAAUCAUUUCAGUGGUUGGCUGCAGGAGUGGAAGCUGCAUUGUGUCAAGUGUAUAUUUAUGUAAAAUUAAAGCAUGUGAGUAUCUAGAGUAAGCUCAAAAAAUGACUUGGAGUUCUGAUUGAGGCUG
Molecule: messenger RNA, 2450 nt
Organism: Cuculus canorus (common cuckoo)
Lineage: Eukaryota; Metazoa; Chordata; Aves; Cuculiformes; Cuculidae
Gene: ANXA11
Product: annexin A11
Exons: 13
Coding region: 155-1489 (444 amino acids)
Biological process (GO): phagocytosis; cytokinetic process
Cellular component (GO): cytoplasm
Molecular function (GO): calcium ion binding; calcium-dependent phospholipid binding
Source: RefSeq, a predicted model, not a curated record